AAGAAGAAAGUACUUCCGAUGAGCCCGAGCUCUAAGGGGUGUGUUUAGCAAAAAGAGAUCGCCAUGAGCCGCCUGCGGGAAGAGGAUGAUCCUUAUGUAGUCGAAGAACCCAGCGACGAGGAGCCGGCGCAGAGCAGCUCUGAAGAUGAAGUGGAUGUACUUUUACAUGGCACCCCUGAGCAGAAGCGCAAAUUAAUAAGGGAGUGUUUGACUGGAGAAAGUGAAUCCUCUAGUGAAGAUGAGUUCCAGAAAGAAAUGGAAGCUGAGCUGGACUGCACCAUGAAAAACAUAGAAGGCAAAUGGAAAUCACAACUUACAGAUGCAACUUCUAGUGCUGGGCAAGCUGGAACUGUCACCACUUCAAAGUACUACGAUGAUAUUUAUUUUGAUUCUGAUUCAGAGGAUGAAGACAAAGUAGUUUCUCAGGAAGCCAAGAAAAAACAUAAACAUAAACAGCGUCGAAUUCCGACCAAUGAUGAGUUGCUGUAUGACCCAGAAGAAGAUAAAAGAGACCAAGAGUGGGUGGACAGGCAAAGAAGAAGGUAUCAUAACAUAAGAAGUACUCAGCCUGAAGGAAAGCAAAUCAGACCUCCAGCGAUUCCAAGCAGUGAUGCUGUUUUGAAUUGUCCUGCCUGCAUGACUACAUUAUGCCUUGACUGUCAAAGGCAUGAAACAUACAGAACUCAGUACAGAGCAAUGUUUGUGAUGAACUGCACCGUUGUCAAAGAGGAGACUUUGAAAUACAAAGGCCCAUUGAACAAGAGGACAAAGAAAGCGCACAAGAAAAUUAAACAGAAUAAUGAAUCUGUCGUUGAUCUGGAAAAACCGGAAGAGGAGGAGAUAUAUCAUCCAGUAAAGUGUACUGAAUGUUCAACAGAAGUGGCUGUCUUGGAUAAGGAUGAGGUUUUCCACUUUUUCAAUAUUUUAGCAAGCCACUGCUAAAGUGUGUAAGUCGCGUUGCUUAAGACUGUAUUAAAUUUCAGAAGCACAGCUUUAAUUUUUUCCUUUGUUCCCACUUGAUCCAGUAUGGAAAUUAUGUCUUUGUUACACUGUCCAUAGACAUAAUACGAGUGAUCUAAUUUAUGUACAUAAUUAAUAGAAUACUUGCUUAUGUAUAUGUAUAUUUUUGUUCAGUUCUGUUCACCAGAAUAUAAACAUCAGGCCAGCCUGGACAGUCAGUAGUGUUUAACUAAUAAAAUGUGGUGGCAAACAGCUACAUUGAAAGAAGUAGUAUCUGCUUUUUGAAAUUGGCAUCAUUAAACUCAGUUUAAAGCUU
Molecule: messenger RNA, 1276 nt
Organism: Sphaerodactylus townsendi
Lineage: Eukaryota; Metazoa; Chordata; Lepidosauria; Squamata; Sphaerodactylidae
Gene: EAPP
Product: E2F associated phosphoprotein
Exons: 6
Coding region: 64-942 (292 amino acids)
Biological process (GO): positive regulation of cell population proliferation
Cellular component (GO): nucleus
Source: RefSeq, a predicted model, not a curated record